AGACAGCAGCAAUGGGAGGCCGUACAGGGACCCAUGACACACUCUGGACCUGGCAGCAGCAUGAGGAGGCGGUACAGGGGCCCAUGACAGAUUACGGGCCUGGCAGCAGCAUGAGGAGUUGGUACGGGGGCCCAUGGCAGAUUACGGGCCUGGCAGCAGCAAUGGGAGGCCGCCCGUAAUCUGCCAGCACCCUAUGACAAAAAAUGGAACACACCAGCAGUGUGAGGAGACCUGAAAGUGGCACAUGGCAGAGUGUGGCGAUGGAGACAGCAGCAAUGGGAGGCCGUACAGGGACCCAUGAGAGACUGUGGACCUGGCAGCAGCAUGA
Molecule: messenger RNA, 328 nt
Organism: Staurois parvus
Lineage: Eukaryota; Metazoa; Chordata; Amphibia; Anura; Ranidae
Source: the annotation of a GenBank genome assembly